Messenger RNA from Erigeron canadensis, 4197 nucleotides. Its product is annotated as putative disease resistance RPP13-like protein 1. Gene Ontology annotation, molecular function: ADP binding; protein binding. The transcript is spliced from 2 exons. Lineage: Eukaryota; Viridiplantae; Streptophyta; Magnoliopsida; Asterales; Asteraceae. Gene Ontology annotation, biological process: defense response to other organism. The coding region runs from base 152 to 3832 and encodes 1226 amino acids. The record is from RefSeq and is a predicted model, not a curated record.
UUGUAAUUAUUUUCCAAAAGAAAAACUAAACCGGAAGGCUUAUCAACUCGUACUAUAUACAUCUUCCAUCAAUCAUUAUCUUUUCAAACCAAUUAAUUAUCAAAGCUCUCAGAAAUUCAAACCAAUCUUGCAAUCAUUUUUGAAUAAUAUCAUGGCUGAAGUCCUUGUUAGCGCCAUCGUGACUGUUCUGGUUGAUAAGCUAUACUCUGCUGCCUUAAUGAGUUUUGCUCAAUCUCAAGGAAUCGAUUCUCAGCUGAAAAAGUGGAAGAAAACUUUGCCCGUGAUCCAAGCUGUGCUUGCUGAUGCAGCCCAGAAGCAAAUUACACAAAAACCAGUUGAACUGUGGCUGGUUGAGCUCCAGGAUUUGGCAUACGACAUUGAAGACGUACUUGAUGAUAUCGCCACAGAAGUUAUGAAGCGAAAAUUGCAAGAAUCUAGAAAUGGAAGCACAAGAAGUAGUAAGGUACUAAAGAUGAUCCCAUCUUGUUGUACUAGCUUCAUUCCUAAUAAUAUCAUGUAUGGUCGUAAUAUUACCUCGAAGCUAGAUGAGAUUACCACUAGAUUGCAUGAUCUUUCCGAGCAGAGACAGAGUCUGGGUUUAGUUGUGAAUGGUGAAACAUCAGCUAGCUAUAGAACAAAUAAACGAUUAGAGGAAACUUCACUGCUGCCGGAUGUGUCUGAAAUAUUGGGUCGGGAUGGGGACAAAGAGGUUUUACUGGGGAAUUUGUUGGAGGAUGAAGGAUCAUGCAGUCAUAAAAAUGUUAUCAGUAUUGUGUCAAUAGUUGGUAUGGGCGGGAUUGGAAAAACAACUCUUGCAAGACUUUUAUACAACGACCCAAAAGUGAAGGGUCACUUUGAACUCAGGGCAUGGGUUUGUGUUUCUGAUGACUUCGAUGUGUUUGAUAUCACCAAACAAAUUUAUCAAGCCGUAGUUGGGGAGGACAAAACGUUUACUAAUCUAGAUCUGCUUCAAAUGGCUCUGAAAGAAAAACUUUCAAAACAAAGGUUCCUACUCGUUCUAGAUGACGUCUGGAACGAAGACCACAAGAAGUGGGAAACCCUUAAACAGCCACUUGUAGGGGCACCGGGAAGUAAAGUUAUUGUGACAACCCGGAACACCGUGGUUGCAUCAGUGAUGAACUCAGCUCAACCUCAUAAUCUGGGGGCUUUGUCUGGUGAUAUAGCAUUAUCUUUGUUUGCUCAAUAUGCACUUGAAGAACAAAACUUUGACAAACAUCCAUCGGUUUCUACAAUUGCUCAAGGUAUCGUUCAGAAGUGUGGGGGUUUGCCUUUGGCUUUGGUAACAAUUGGGAGGGUAUUGAAGACUAAAGGAAUGGAUGUUGUUGAAUGGGAGGAGUUGUUGAAAAGUGAAAUAUGGAGUUCACAGGACGAAAGUGGUAUUCUUCCAGCACUCAAGCUGAGCUACUAUCAUCUCCCUUCACAUUUAAAGCAGUUGUUUGCAUAUUGCUCCUUGUAUCCAAAGGACCAUCUGUUUGAUAAGAACGAACUUGUCCUAAAGUGGAUGGCACAAGGAUUUCUGUCCCAACCAAGAGGCGACAAAUCAAUGGAGAAUUUGGGUCAUGCGUAUUUUCAAGAGCUGCAUUUAAGGUGUUUUUUUCAGCCUUCAACAGAUGUCGAAUCAAGAUACACAAUGCAUGACUUGAUGCAUGACUUGGCCAUAAGCGUUGGAGGAAAGUUUUUCUUUAUGUUGGAUGAAAAGGUUGACAAAAAUGGUCAGAAUGAAAACUUUGAGAAGUUUCGCCACUUUUCAUUCACAGGUGCGGAAUAUAGAAUGUUCAAGGAACUACAUAGAGCUAGAUGCCUGCGAACAUUAUUACGUGUUGGUUAUUGGGGAAGUAGAUGGGACAUUAUUAAUGCAGAAUUACUUACUCAAUUACGCUUUCUGAGAGUGUUGAGCUUAACUGAUAAUUCAAUCACAGAGGUACCACAAUCCAUUGGUAAUCUCAAGCAUUUACGAUACCUUAAUUUAUCCCAAACCAACAUCAAAAACUUGCCAAAACAAGUCGGUAAACUUUAUAAUCUUCAAAGCUUGUUGGUUCGUCAUUGUCAUCAGUUAUCUAGCUUGCCAGACAGUUUCGCAGAGUUGAUAAACUUGCGACAUCUUGACAUGGUCAAUACUUCAAUGUUGAAGAAGACACCCUUAGGGAUCGGUGGAUCAACAAGUCUACAAACUCUAACUAAGAUUUAUAUCGAAGAAGGUAACGGGUUUAAAAUAUCCGAGCUUAAGGGCUUGUCAGAUCUCCAAGGUGCUCUUUCCAUUGAGGGGUUGCACAAAGUGAUACAUCCAACAGAAGCAGAUGAUGCAAACUUACAACUAAAAAGAGGUCUUGAUAAUUUGUAUAUGGAAUGGAGUGAUGUCUUUGAUGCUCUUCGGAGUCGAACUAUCGAGUAUGACGUACUUGAAAAGCUAAGGCCUCCCUCUAAGUUAAAAAGACUGAGCAUUUCUUUCUAUGGGGGAAUGAAAUUUCCUACAUGGCUUGGGGAUCCAACAUCAUUUGAUCGAUUAUCAGAACUUAUGUUAAGCGGCUGUGAAAACUGCAAAUAUUUACCAACGCUUGGGAAUCUAAGUUCACUUCGGGAGUUGUGUUUGAGGGGCAUGAAAGCGGUGCAUAUGGUGGGUUUUGAGUUGCUAUCAUCUACUAAACCUUUACAUGGUAAUGCUUUUCCGUCACUUGAAUCUUUGGAAGUUGAAGAUAUGGAAAGUCUGGAGAUAUGGUCGACUAGCAUUGGUGAUGAUGUCGAGGCUCCUCAAUUGUUUCCCAGUCUUCGUGCGAUUACAUUUAGAAGGUGUCCGAAACUUGGUAAGGUAUCAUUUGGAUUGAUACCAUUACUUAAGGAUUUAACUGUAAAAGGUUGUUCACGGAAAGUGUUGAAAGACUUGGUUGGUGUGUCUUCAUCAAUCCGCAGAUUGGAGGUGGGUGCAAUUAAAGGGCUGACUCAACUGGAUAAAGAAGUCUUAAAACAUCUUGGAGCAGUUCAAGCUCUAGAAAUCCAGGGUUGUCAUGAAUUAAGAUGCCCGUGGGAACUAGAAUUGGAAGCAUGCAGAUUUUUUCGGAGUUUACAAGAGUUGUAUGUAUAUAACUGUCCAAAGCUGGAAUCAAUUAAGGGAGAGAAAGAAGGGGUUAAUAUCAUGGGAUCUCUUAGAAAAGUGGUUCUUCAUAGCUGUGAUGCACUGGAGAGUUACUACUGUCCGUCUAGUGUUGAGACGUUGGAUAUAUUGACUUGUUCAUCGUUGACAUCAUUGAGCUUCUCGAAAUUGCAGGAAGAAGACCUCCCAUCAUCAUCCUCUAAUUUGAAGUAUCUAAGGAUUGGCAAUUGCAAUAAUAUAAAGUCGAUCUCUAAAGAGCAUUUGCAAAGUCUCACAUCCUUGGAAGAGAUAGAGAUAUAUGACUGUCCAUGCAUGGAGGACUCAUUUCCAUCACGUGGGUUGUUGUGGCCUCCUAAUUUGAAGAAAUUAAUGAUAGGAGAACUAAAGAAGCCAAUGUCAGAGUGGGGGCUUCAAAAUUACCCACACUCUCUUGUUGAACUAUCCUUACAUGGAAAGAAUUCAGGAGUGGUUUCAUUUGGAAUAAUAGGGGAAGAACAAGAACAUCAUAAUAAUAAAAAUACUACGACUAUUAGUUCAUCAUGUUUUCUUCUUCCGCCAUCUCUAACUUAUUUAUUUAUCAUUAAUUUUGAGGGAGUGGAAUCAGUUUCAGAGGUCUUACAGCACCUUCCUCACCUUCAAAAACUGAAUUUUUGGAAUUGCCCGAAGCUUAGAGAUGUACCAAUGACAACUUCAUCUGUGACAGUACGUAUGAGAAAAUGGUAGACAAGAAAGGCACUGCCGAAAGGAUUAUAUAUCAGAAGCAUUGACACAUCAUAUAUGGUUGACACUUGUUUUAAGUGAGUAUGAAUACAUCAUUUGGUGAUUUGAACAUGUAGCCUAAGUUGAGAAUUUCAUACACUUGUAGACAGGUCACGUGGAAUGCCAAUGGCGAAAGGAUUAUAUAGCAGAGUGGUAGAAGGGGGUUGAAAGCUUUCAAGGACCUGUCGAAAGAAAGACUUGCUGUUAUGAUCAUUGACUUUCAUUAAUUGAAAGUGUUUGCUGUUGUCAUUGUAGAGCAUAUCGUGAUCUAUAUUGUUGUAAAUUUUUUAAUAAAAUUUUUUCAAUUGCAUAGUUUAGUUGAUGGUACA